Molecule: messenger RNA, 1704 nt
Organism: Gaeumannomyces tritici R3-111a-1
Lineage: Eukaryota; Fungi; Ascomycota; Sordariomycetes; Magnaporthales; Magnaporthaceae
Exons: 2
Coding region: 133-1530 (465 amino acids)
Cellular component (GO): membrane
Molecular function (GO): glycosyltransferase activity
Source: RefSeq, a predicted model, not a curated record
GGCAGCACGUGAAGCCCUAGCAAUUCAAUACCUAUGUUUCGACAGUAAAAGGACGACUACUGCACCAACUAGUGAGAUUCGCGAACCGAUCCCGCUCCGCUCGACCACGUCUGCACGGCGCCAACACCGACAAUGAUGCGGCCGCGCCAGGCGCGCAGGAUUGCCCUGCAGGCCCUGGCCGCCGCCCUGGUUUGGAAUCUGAUAGUCCUCUUCUUUCUGCCCGCCGACAGCCGCAUCCUGUUAUUCUUUCGCUUCACCACACAUCGCGUCCUCUCGCUACUACCAACCCCGUACACCAACGAGGACUGGUUUUUUGAGCCGCCACGCUUUCCCAUCGACUGGGGCAAUGAUGUUGCCUUCAUCUUAAAGACGGGGUACGGUACCAAGGCCCGCCUACCCGCACAGCUCGACGCCUUCGGCAUGAAGCUGGCCGGUGCUCGCGACGAAGCGGUGCUGGUUGUUGGAGACUUUUCCUCCCACCACCAGACCGACGGGCAGGACUUUCAGGUGCGCGACAUGCUUGCCGCUGCCAUGGAGAAUGAAGCCCUGGCCUCGUUCCAGGACGCCAAGCGCAUCCGCGUGUACCGAGAGAUGACCGAGGCUAUCAAGGCUGGGAAGGACGGCCCUGCGCUAGAAAUAGGAAAGAAAUUUGGCUGGGAGCUUGAUGCCAUGAAGUUCAUCCCGGCCAUGGAACUAGCAUGGAGAACGCUACCCCGGCGGAAAUGGUACCUCAUGCUUGACGACGAUACGUACAUCAUCCGGCCGUCUCUCCAACUACUUCUUGGCCAUAUGGACUCGUCCAGACCAAUCUACCUCGGAAAUGCGGUUGGCGACUACAAGGGGAGGUUCGCGCAUGGCGGCUCGGGCAUCGCCAUCUCCGAGGCUGCGAUGCGUCGUCUCUUUGACGAACGCCCCGACGCGGUGCGCGCCGCCUAUCUUGACUCCCUCACGGAGACGUGGGGCGACCGCCUCGUAGCCCACACCUUGAUGAAGGUUGGCGUGUAUCUCGAGGAGCGGUACAAGCACCUGUUCAAUGGGGAGCGCCCACGCGCCACACGCAUCCGCGCCGACCGGUUCUGUGCACCGCUCAUCUCGUUCCACGCCCUUGCCCAGCCGCCACAAAUGCUCGAGGUUGGGAAAACGUUCCGCAACGUUGCCGAGCCUGUCCUCUGGAGCGAGCUCUGGGGGAUCUAUAGACAACCCGACCUGAACGUCUUUGGGGAGCUCGAGGUUCGGGAGGGGGAGGACCAUGUCGGGCCACCACAUGACGAGAACAUGAUCAUCAAGAAAAAUGUCGGGUCUGCGGAGCGCUGUUUGGGCUAUUGCAUCAAGUCGACCGGGUGCCUGGCAUGGAGAUGGGAACAGGAGGCAAAAACAUGCUACCUGGCCCCUUGGUUCAUAAUAGGGGAAAGAGACAAAGGAGCGGUCAAGCGCGAAGGAGUGAGUUCUGGUAUAAACGUCCGUCGGAUACGGUCGCUGCAGGAGGGCUGCGAGGCUCGAGGUGUUCAGCAGCAGUCCGGCGAUGCUUGAUCACAUGAUGCACGUUAUCAGGAAUCUUUGAACAAGUCGAUUUUCGAGCACGAAGCGGGCGUCAAAUGUCAUUUAGAUCCUGCAUACCAUAGGAUACCCAUGGCGCUCCCCUCGGGCGAAGUAGGUACCACCUACUACCCACCUGGUCUAUGUGAUUUUUCUUCCUUCUUUCCG